Varanus komodoensis (Komodo dragon) is the source of this 2913-nucleotide messenger RNA. It is a transcript of the gene APTX, whose product is annotated as aprataxin. The record is from RefSeq and is a predicted model, not a curated record. Gene Ontology annotation, cellular component: nucleus. Gene Ontology annotation, molecular function: single-stranded DNA binding; DNA 5'-adenosine monophosphate hydrolase activity; mismatched DNA binding. Lineage: Eukaryota; Metazoa; Chordata; Lepidosauria; Squamata; Varanidae. Gene Ontology annotation, biological process: double-strand break repair; single strand break repair. The transcript has 6 exons. The coding region runs from base 843 to 2483 and encodes 546 amino acids.
AACAAAGGGCCAGGUUCCAAGUCUAGCUGGGAGCUUCCUUAAUUUUUAAUUUCCUUAUUCCUUUCAGACUGCAAUCCUUUGUGCAUGGAGCACAGUGCAAGUUACUUCUGGGUAAUCAUAUACAAGAUCAGGCUGUGAGAAGCAAAAAUCUAUGCCCUGAAUAAAGAAGUGGGAUAUAAAUGAAGUCCCAUUCCAAAAGCACUGCUCCAAACAAUAUAUCUGUACUUCCAGAACUGGUUCUUCUUAUAAGCAGCUGCACAUUCACAGUUCAGCUUGUGUGCAACCCACUGUCGAAUUUGCAGUGUGGAUAUUUAAAAGGAGCUUUGCCUUCCCUUAGGCAGUUAUCUUUGGACCACUCCAUACCUGCUGACUGCAGAUGACUAAUCCAGAAAGCCAUUUGUGUUCAGUCAACUCUUACUUGUUAUUCAAAUUGUACCUACAUUUUUGAACUGAAUACAAUAUAUAGGGAUUACAAAGAAGGAUCUGACAACCAAGUUCAGCCUUAUCUUUUUCUCCAGAUCACAAAGCCUGCCAGUGUUUUUUUAGUGGGGAAAGAACUAAACACUGCCCCUACUCAUAUUCACUCUCUUCUUAUAGAGUGGUACCUCUGCUCACGAAUGCUUCAGUUCAUGACCAAAUCGGGUCGCGAACCGAAAUUUCGGAAAAAUUUUGCCUCAGUUUGUGAACUUCGCAUCAGGUGACGACCACGAUCGCGGCCCUGUUCCCGCACAAACACGAUCGCAGUUGUGGCCAUCUUCCGAGCACGACCGCGAUCGCGGUCAUCUUCCCCGCUCGCAGUCACAGACAAACCUGUGGUCAUUUGCUGUGAAGCUUAUUGAAUAAUGGAUUCAGAGAAAGUGCAGAGCAAGCAUGGUGGCAAAAAGUAUGUGCAGAGCAGUAAUGAAGGUGACCAGGAUGUGCAGAGCAGUAAUGAAGGUGACAAGAACGUGCAGAGUAAGAAUGGUAAGAAGAAGGUUUCAAAGAAAAUAACCAUUGAAUUGAAGAAGGAAAUUGUAGAAAAGCAUGAGCGUGGUAUUCGUGUGACUGAUCUGGCCUCUGAGUACAAGAUGGCGAAGUCAACGAUCUCGACUAUUUUAAAGAGUAAAGAUGCCAUCAAAGGAGCUGAUGUGGCAAAAGGAGUAACGCUGUUUAGCAAGCAGAGGACUCAAGUGCUGGAAGAGGUGGAAAAACUUUUGUUAUUGUGGUUGAAUGAGAAACAGCUUGCAGGGGUUAGCGUUACUGAAGCGAUGAUCUGUGAAAAAGCCAGGAAAUUGCACAGUGAUUUACUGCAAAAAAAUCCCUCUACAAGUGCAGCAAGUGUUGAAUUUAAAGCCAGUAGAGGGUGGUUUGAUAAUUUCCGCAAGAGAAGUGGCAUCCUCCGUGUGAUAAGACAUGGUGCGCCUUCCAGUUCUAACAAGGCUGCUGCAGAAGUGGAGGAGAUUCUGUCCCUGGGCAAGAGUAUGGGUCUGGACGUCAAUGGUGCAGACAUAGAGGAGCUUGUUGAGGACCAUAAGGAGGAGCUGACGACGGAAGAACUUGCUGAACUCCAGAGUGAGCAGCAGAAGGCACUUGCUGAGGAGGAUUCCGCUGAGGAAGAGGAAGACAGGGAGGAGAUAGGAGUCAACCCAACUAGUGUUGAUCUAGUGGAUAUUGGCAAGGAUCAGGAAAUUAAACUGAAGCCAGGACAAGUUCUGCAUAUUGUCAAUAAACAGUAUCCAUACAUGGUGCAAUUCUCAGAGGAGAUGGGAGCAGGUGGCAGUCGGGAAGCACCGGAACCUAAAGGUAGAAAAGUGCCACAGGAUGGAUCCGAGAGCAGCAAUGUGGGAAGCAAGCAAAGAAAACGCGUAAAAAUGGACCUAGAAGACGGUACGACAUGUUACAAGCUGAAUGAGGACAGUAGUUCUGUUUCAUCGUAUGAAAGCUCUUCUGGCCAAAAGGAGCGUUUAGAAUACUGGGCUCUAGGUCUGAAGGCUUCCAUGCAAAACCCAGACAUGCAGGUCUACAAGGACGACAGGGUUGUGGUUAUAAAGGAUAAAUACCCCAAAGCUCGUUAUCACUGGUUAGUGUUGCCGUGGGAGUCCAUCUCUUCACUGAGUGCAGUAACUCAGGAGCAUCUUGAGCUGCUGGAACAUGUGCAUGCUGUCGGAGAAAGGAUGGUCCAGCAGUGCCCCGAGGAGGACAGUUUGCGCUUCAGGUUGGGCUACCACGCCAUUCCCAGCAUGAGCCACUUACACCUUCAUGUGAUCAGCCAGGAUUUUGAUUCAAAAUGGUUCAAAACCAAGAAGCACUGGAAUUCUUUUACAACGGAAUACUUCCUUGACUCCAAAGAUGUGAUUGCGAUGGUGAAGAAGAAGGGAAGAGUGUGUGUAGACAAGAGCACCCCGCAGCUCUUGAAACUGCCUCUCAGGUGUCAUGUGUGCAAACAGCAGCAACCAACGAUCCCGCAAUUAAAGGAACACCUUAAGGAGCAUUGGCCAAAAUGAAUGGGAGAGUCUGUACCCUAAUGUGUUUGCAAUAAUCCAUUUCUUUAAUUAUCGGGUUAACUUCAGUUAUGGUAUGUUGACUUCUCUAAGCUAUCUUAGUAGCUGUACAUGUUUGCGACUGUUUAAAAUUACACCUGACAGUGUGCAAAAAUGGCUGAUUUCUUAAAAACCUUUGGAUGGUGGUUACACACAGGAGACAUGUGGUGUGUAAGUGAAGCUCUUGUACAGUGAGUUGUGCAGUGCCGUUCAGUGCCCAGCCAUGGCGUGCCUGUGUGCCCCGUGAUGACGAAGCUGCUUAUAACUGAUUGACGAGCCAAAGUGAGGCCUGGUUUAAGCCACCCAUGGAAAUAUUCUUUUCGUUCCCUUGUUACACUACAUCUGUUGCACAUGGAGAUGUUGGAAUAAAAUUGAGUGGUGCACGCAUUCAAAA